Molecule: messenger RNA, 2265 nt
Organism: Metarhizium brunneum ARSEF 3297
Lineage: Eukaryota; Fungi; Ascomycota; Sordariomycetes; Hypocreales; Clavicipitaceae
Gene: THES
Product: Thermophilic serine proteinase
Biological process (GO): proteolysis
Cellular component (GO): membrane; cell wall
Molecular function (GO): serine-type endopeptidase activity
Source: RefSeq, a predicted model, not a curated record
AUGAUUCGCCUGUCCUUGCCAACGCUCGCAUGGCUCACUAUAACAGCCGUUGCCGGCACCAAAGCUCCGAGUACUUCCAGUGUGCAUGAUUACAUUGUUGAGUGCGAGAGCAGCGUGUGCGUUGAGCAGCUAGCAAAUAAUGUGCAGGAGAAGGGCGGCCAAGUGCGCCACAAAUUCAACUCGGAUGUAUUCCACGGCGUCUCGGUGCAGCUGGAAAGCAUAAGCACGGCCGAGCAGACAAUGGCCGAGCUGGAAGAAUUGGAAGGCAUCAGAGGCGUGUGGCCUGUACAAGCGUCAACCCCAGCAGUCAAAGUCGGGCAAGAGAAUCAGAAGCUGGGGGCGGCGGGGAAUCUGCAUUCGGGGGAUACGCAGCGACACGGCGCUGGUAAACGUGCAGCCGACGAUCUUUGGCCUCAUUUGAUGACGCAUGUGGACAAGUUGCACAAGAAGGGGUUCUCGGGCCAAGGCAUCAAGAUUGCCGUGGUUGACACUGGUAUUGACUACACCCACCCAGCCCUGGGUGGCUGCUUCGGUAAAGGCUGCCGUGUUGCCUUUGGAGACAACUUCUCCAAGGAUGGGGAGAAAGGUGACCCAAUGGACUGUUACGGCCACGGCACUGAGGUGGCCGGCGUCUUGGCUGGAUACUCGAGGGAUCAGGGCUUUGUCGGCGCGGCGCCCAACGCGACGCUGAUGGCUUACCGCGUUCUUGACUGUUCUGCUGAGGGAACAGAGGAUGACAUGAUGGCGGGUUGGCUGAAGGCCUACGAGGACAGGGCGCAAAUCAUCGUGUCCUCGACCGGCAUACAGGGCAGUGGCUGGGCACAGGGACCGCUGGCCAUGGUGGCGUCUCGCAUCGCCGCUCGUGGUGUCACUUGCGUUGGUGGCCUCGGCAACAUGCAGGAACAGGGUCUUUUCUAUGCCAUGGCCCCUGCUACUGGCGACGGUGUGGUUUCCGUCAACUCGGUCGCGAGUGACUACACCGUGCCAUACCUUUCAGCAUACGGGCCGACCUGGGACCUUGGCAUCAAACCCAACGUCAUCGCGCCUGGUCAGGGAAUCUGGGUGACGGAGAAGCAUGGCAGGUAUACAUACACCUCGGGCACGUCGUAUGCUACGCCUCUUGUUGGGGGCAUUGCUGCUCUUGUCGCCGAGGCACGUGGUGGUAGUUUCAAUGGCGUGCUCAUCAACAACCUCCUCAUGUCAACGGCGAAGCCGCAGCGAGACAACGGCGCAUUUAUGUCUGUAGCCCAACAGGGAGGCGGUCUCGUUGACGCCUGGGAGGCUGCGCACGCGACGACUCUCGUGGAACCUGCUGGCCUGGAGUUUAACGACACAGAACAUCGAGUCCCGAUCAGCCUCAAGAUCACCAACACGGCCAAGUCGGAGGUCAGUUACGAACUCUCCCACUUGGCGGCCACGACGCUGUAUACAUUCUCCCCAGGCGGCACCAAGCCCGGUCAGGGCGAGCAUGCCCAAGCCACGGCCGACAUUAAACUAAGCCUACGCUCCUUUACCCUGGGCCCGGGACAGUCGGCCACGGUUGACGUCUCGGCUGAGGAGCCCUUGGGGCUUGAUGCUUCGCGUCUGCCCCUGUGGUCCGGCUGGGUCGCCAUCACUGGUUCUGACGGCACUAACCUGACGGCACCCUACCUUGGCCUCAGCGGCUCGCUCCGAUCCGCGACCAGCCUGCAUCCUAAUACCUUGAGAGUACGUUGGGCCGAUCCUAAUAACGUCACCCCCCUUGAUAAGAAUGCGAGCGUCGUUUUUCUGGACCCACCAUCCGGACAGCGGCCCGGCUCUCCGGCCAGCAUUGGGGAGCUUACCCAAAUAUUCAGCGGCAAUCUCUUCUUCCGUCUGAGCCUCCUGGCUUCGCCACAGGUGCUCAUGGACAUUGUGCCGCUCGACCUGUGUCCGCUCGGAACCGACACGUCGACGGUGCAAGGGCCUCCGGAUCUGUCCAUGAACUGCGUGCCAAGCUCCAUGGUCAAGGACUCUCGCGGGCUCAAAUCCAUCGGUCAAGUUGCUGGGUUCCCCCGUUAUUAUGCCUCACGAAACGCGGUAGGCGUUGAAGGCGAAUGGGACGGUGCUUAUGCCAAGGGCCAAUACGCCCCUCCGGGGAGGUACAAGAUUGUCGCCCGAGCCCUGGCCGUGUUUGGCGAUGCCAGUAACCCAUCCGACUGGCAACUCACAGAGUCUCCUGCCGUAUUUAUCCUCUACCUUCACAACUAUAUCCCUGUGGCACAACCCACCCCUGAGCAAGCAUAG